Metarhizium album ARSEF 1941 is the source of this 2400-nucleotide messenger RNA. RefSeq names its product CorA family metal ion transporter. Gene Ontology annotation, biological process: magnesium ion transmembrane transport; intracellular magnesium ion homeostasis. Gene Ontology annotation, cellular component: plasma membrane. Gene Ontology annotation, molecular function: magnesium ion transmembrane transporter activity. The coding region runs from base 1 to 2400 and encodes 799 amino acids. The transcript has 3 exons. Lineage: Eukaryota; Fungi; Ascomycota; Sordariomycetes; Hypocreales; Clavicipitaceae. The record is from RefSeq and is a predicted model, not a curated record.
AUGGCCAGCAAUCGCUUCCAGUCGCUGAGCGCAGCCUCCAACUUGAGAUCCGAAAUUGCUUCGCAGGGCUCACCGUCACUAUCCACAGGGCAAGCCACCCCAGACAGCCAGAAGCACCCGCGCAAGAGAAAGGGACACCGAGGUGGCAAAAAGAAGCGAUCGCGACGAAAGAGUUUCGCUGCUCUUACCGAGGACAGCCAUGAUGAAGCUGGUCCCUCACGCUCCGGAUUGCUGUAUCAGGUGCCCGAAGCCAAUCUAAGCGGUACCAGCAUCGACAGCGAGGUGUUGCUCGACCAUCGAGAGCAGAGACCUAUGCGAACUCGCCGCUCAAGCACCAUAGCCGCGCAGAGUUCCUUCCAUAACCCCUUUGCCUCGACUCCGGGUGGCAGCCGACUGCGAUCUAUGCACACACCCAAUAGCCCCGAUGCGAAUGGCGAGCGUGACCCGUGGGACGAGACGGCUCCUCUGUUGUCAGCAUCCGCAAAGAGAGGGACCCCAACGGGCCCCUCGAGCUAUGGAGCGAGUGAAUCCAGGACCGCCAGGAACAGAAGUCCGAGAUCCAGCAGGUCGUCCAAAACCAAGCUGGCCCCUUCGCAGAAGGAUGGCUACGAUGUGAACCAUCCGCCAUCCGUCCCGGGCUCUCCGGCCUUCCGUGCUGCGACCGGCCCAGAGAUGGUGUUCGGAGACGUCAUGAUUCGGGAUGAUUUGUCCCUUCCGAGUGGUAUGAGCGGCCGAUGCUCAGACAAUGAGGAGGCCGUGUCGGACACAGAAGGUUCCAUUCGUGACCACAAGCCCGAGAUAAACCGCCGAACGACGGUAGACGCCCCUGUGGACGUAUGCUUCCCCGCCCCCGGCAUGUCAGAGCUUGGCGAAGAGGAAGAUGAUGCUCAGUCACGAGAUCCUCAAAUCCACCGGCGGCGUGCUCGUCGACGACAUGGCCAAUGGCCGGACCUGUCGGUGCUGGAAGAAUGGAGACACUAUGAAAAGGAGGAUCGAAGCGAAGAACGACGGGUAAAACGAAUAACGGAGCCGCAGUUGAUCAACGGCCGGCUACGUCCCGUGCGAAAGGGCUGGUUUCAGACUGACGAAGAGAUACCAUAUCGAUUCACGUAUUUUAACGAAGAAUUCCAAAGCACCAUCCAUAGUCAGACAAUAUCCGAGCUCGUUCAGCCAGGAAGCGACUUUCGAGAGCUUUUUAUCCCAGAUCCUCGCAUUCUGUCAGAUGACGAGAGCAGCGACAGCGAUAAUGAGAACAUCUCACUGGCAACGAGGCGUCAGCGGUCCUUCGUCGGCCCCGAUGUCGACUCCAAGCUUUCUACACGCCAGCCAUCCAUUGCCGACUCGCGAAAAGGAGGAGCAGGCACCAUGUCACCCAGCUUGGAUCCCCUGAACCAUUCCAGGCGCGUAAGCCCAAGCGGCGUCAAAUCGCCCGCAGGCAGCGCUUAUCCCGCCGCCGCAGACACAACUGAGAGGCCCAUUAGAUAUGGGGACAGACCCGUUUGGUGGCUCGAUGUUCUGUCGCCCACAGAAGCGGAAAUGAAAGUCAUUGCCACGGCAUUCGGAAUCCAUCCCCUCACCGCCGAGGAUAUAAUGCUUCAAGAAGCCCGGGAGAAAGUAGAACUAUUCCGCCACUACUAUUUCGUCAACUACCGCACAUUUGACCAGGACAUCAACAGCGCCAACUACCUCGAACCGGUCAACAUGUACGUCGUCGUUUUCCGCGAGGGAGUGCUCAGCUUUCACUUUUCCAUGACGCCGCACCCUGCAAACGUACGCAGACGUAUCCGCCAGCUGAGAGACUAUCUCAUUCUGUCAUCCGACUGGAUAUCAUACGCCAUCAUCGACGACAUCACCGAUGUCUUCCAACCUCUUAUCCAGAAUAUCGAAGACGAGGUUGACGAGAUUGACGAGAACAUCUUGCGCAUGCAUACCCCCGAGAAGGACGAGAAAACAGCCCACCUUCGCGACGACAGCUCCUCCUUCUUCGACUCGGGAGACAUGCUCCGAAGAGUAGGUGACUGUCGCAAGCGAGUCAUGAGUCUCUAUCGCCUCCUGGGCAACAAGGCAGAUGUCAUCAAGGGCUUCGCCAAGCGGUGCAAUGAAAGCUGGGAGGUUGCGCCUAGGAUACUGGCCCGCUCCCACGGCAACUACCUCGCCCAGAUCAACAUCCGCAUGAACGAGCGGCAAGAGCAAACCGCCGAUGUCCUCGGAAGGCUCACCGUCCUGGGUACCAUUGUGCUCCCCAUGAACAUCAUCACCGGCUUGUGGGGCAUGAACGUCUGGGUUCCCGGGCAGCAGUACGAGGGUGACUUGUCGUGGUUUGCUUGGAUAACGGCCGGCUUGCUGCUCUUUGGCCUGGCCUGUUAUAUGAUUGCAAAGAGGGUAUAUAAGAUCGUUUAA